GCGCCUACGCGUGCUACGCGCCUAAUAUCUCUGUCUCUGAUGCCAACUAAACUAAAUGGAAAUUAUUUUUGUUUGGACAAAUGGAAAUUGAAUAGUGUUUAUUGAUAAAAUAAAAAAUAUUGAUUUCACUUUUUGGGUGUAAGGUGUAAAAUUAUUAUUGGAAUACAUAAAAUCAAGUGUAGUCAAAUGGAAGUCAAACAAGAAAUUAGUGAGGAAACGUGUAAAAUAGAAAUAGAAUAUAAUCACUCAAAUCACUUGGAUGAUGCUGUUUUGGAUGAAUUUAAAAGUGAAAUUGAGGAGGAGUCUAAUAGAGAAAGUACUCAUGGCACAUAUGAAUCUUUACACUUUGAAGAAAACUACAUUGAAACAAAACCAUUUGAAGAAAACCAAAAAACUGAAAAAGAUGACAUAAAAGAAUGGUUAAUUUGUGAUGAGGACGCAAAAAGCUAUCCAUUGUUGACAGAUGAUGAAAUGGUUGAAAUGGCAACAGAGGCGGAGGAAGCAGAUUCAGAAGCUGACACAGACUACAGCUGACAAAUUGAUUAGAUUGCACAAAAACAAAUCUCUCUUAUAUUGUCAAACAAAACCUACAAAUAAAAUUUGAGAGCUGUACGAUGAAUUUUUAUUUUUUUUAAUGUUCUGUUAACCGUCUUUUCGAUUACCCGUCAUACCCUUGGUCCGGUGCCCUGACGGAUAAUCGAGGUUCCACUGUACA
Molecule: messenger RNA, 715 nt
Organism: Diabrotica virgifera virgifera (western corn rootworm)
Lineage: Eukaryota; Metazoa; Arthropoda; Insecta; Coleoptera; Chrysomelidae
Exons: 2
Coding region: 187-534 (115 amino acids)
Source: RefSeq, a predicted model, not a curated record